AUGUCUCACUCCUCAUCUCCACCAUCCCCUUUAUCUCCUGAAGACGAGAAGCCCGUAGCUCUCCCAGAAAUCCAGGAUACCGCCAACACAGACGCCGGUCGUCUUCAUGCUCUUGAGCAACUAGAGAUCCUCCCCCAGAUUUUGCAAGAGGGUAUUCUCUUCGCAGGAUCUGGCGCUGCACUUCUCCUUCAAGCAGCUAUGCCAGGAAUCCGCGCCAAUGAAAAGGAAACAUCCAAGGGCCUCGCCACCGAGCUCCUCGACUUCCUCCAAGAACACAUCAGCCAGAUAUCUAUCCUAGUGUUUGGCACAAAUGAAGAGCGCAAGGUGGUUCUGAGCUUGUUAAAAUCACAAGACAGUCGAUUCACACACAACCCGCCUCUCGCUUGCUGGAUGGCCGCAACCUUGUAUGCUACUGCAACGGAUUUCUACCAGCGUGUCUAUGGCCGCGUCGACUAUGAUACUGCUCAGCGCGGAUAUGUCGAGUUCUCCAUGCUGGUCAGCUGUCUUGGUAUGCCAGAGGGUGUAUGGCCUACAUCCCGAACUGCUUUCUGGUCCUACUGGGAUGAGCAGAUCGGUCAUCUGGAUGUCUCGCCAGAGGCAGCCAGUUUUGCGAAGGAACUUCGUGAGAGUACCAAUAUGCCGAAGUGGGUGCAGCGUAUCAAGCCUUUCUUGCGAGUCGUCACUAUUGAGAUGUUGCCGCCUAAGAUCCGAGAUGCCUAUGGUCUUCGCUCAACCACGGGCACUCGGGCGCUGUAUCGCACUUGGAUGGGCUUUUCGGUUGCUGUGUAUCCGGCUAUGCCAACUAAGUUCCGUUCUUACCCACUACGAUACUACCAAGAUCGUCUGAAGGAGAAGUUGAACGUCGUUUAA
Penicillium malachiteum is the source of this 870-nucleotide messenger RNA. RefSeq names its product oxygenase MpaB family protein. The record is from RefSeq and is a predicted model, not a curated record. Lineage: Eukaryota; Fungi; Ascomycota; Eurotiomycetes; Eurotiales; Aspergillaceae. The transcript has a single exon. Gene Ontology annotation, molecular function: oxidoreductase activity. The coding region runs from base 1 to 870 and encodes 289 amino acids.